Homarus americanus (American lobster) is the source of this 1215-nucleotide messenger RNA. RefSeq lists its product as uncharacterized. NCBI's taxonomy places the organism in Eukaryota, Metazoa, Arthropoda, Malacostraca, Decapoda, Nephropidae. Bases 79 to 1056 code for a protein of 325 amino acids. The transcript is spliced from 4 exons. The record is from RefSeq and is a predicted model, not a curated record.
CAUGACUCUGGUAUAGUUUUUAAAGUUCGUGGGAGUAAUUUAACCACAAGAGACUAUCAUCUUGUUGAAGCACGAACUAUGAAUGAGGGCUUAGACUCUUCACUUGAAGAUAUACAAACAGAGAAUGAAAAUAUCUUUGGUCAAAAUGACAUAUGGAUACAGCAUGUGCCUUUACCACGUGUGUUAGAUGUGACCGUGCAACUGUUAGAAACUUGUGAUAAGGCGAGUAAACAAGACCUUCUAGAAGAUGUCCUCCCAAGUUUGUGUUUUGCUUUACCUCACAAUGCUAAAGGUUGUUCCCAGAUUCUGCAUUCUCUCCCCAGGAACAGUUCAGUGUGGCAUAAACUAGAGGAAGGGCUGUCCAACAAGAAGUACCUCCCUGUAGAAGUCACAGCAACACUCUAUGAACAGCAUGUAUCUGCACUUGAAAAUGAGAUGAUCCGUGUUCUCAGUCAGUAUGCCAAUGUUGUGUACAAAGACGACUGGAGAAAUAAAAAAGAAAUUAGCAUUGCUCACUUCAAGGCACAUGGUGAACCUGUAAACAGUGACCAAUCUACUGGUAUUAAAAGAAAGAGAGACGAAUCUCCAACUGAAUCUGAAUUAGAAUGUAUAAAAAGUAAUUUAUGGGCACAUUCUCCUCUAGUAUUGGCUGCUGUCUAUAGUCGUUCUGUAUUUUCUUUGUGUGUACAAUUUCUCAUUAAAGUUGUAGUGCAGAGUAAUUUUUCAAUAAGUUGUAUAUUGGGAAGUAGAGAUUAUUUUGCACAGAUUUUUAGUGAAGUGGAUAGGGAGUUAUAUGAACUCUUUCCAACCCACAUGCAGCACCUUGUCUAUCUGCUAACACUACCAAUAACUGUUACCCAGGGCCCAAAGUAUCUUAACAACCCUACACAGUUGUCUGUUAUCGAGAAUGCUCUUUUAAAGGCGAUGCGAGCAGGUAGUGAUGAAGUCCGUGCCUUACUGUGCUUCUUUCCUUAUUGGUUGCCAGUACUCGACCAAAGUCAGUUUUUUAACAAUUAUUUAAGACAAGAAGUGUGUGAGUUUCAAUUCAAAUUUUGACUUUUGAAUUAAUCAUUUAUAUAAAAAUUACUAACUGAAUGCUUUAAAAUUAGGAAAUAUAAUUGUACAACACAUAAUAGUAAUAGUGACAUGGAAUAAAAUUGACAUCAUUGUACUGUACAUUGUAGAAAAUAAAAUGAUAUAUUAUUAAUUUUUCAA